AUGGCAGAGACCACGACCGCAACUGCGGCUAGUCUGUCUGACGAAGAGAUCAACCAGCUUCUGAACGAAGCUGAGGCGAGAUUAGCUGCAAAGCAGCAAGAACAGAAUGGCAAAAGCCUUGCCAUGCCGUCCAGCUCCGAGCUCACGACCAUCACCAAGGGCAUGACCAGUGUCCCGAAACCCACAACCUUGACUAUGUCGCCGUCAAUACCCAAGGGCCAGGAGCUUUCCGUCAGAGUUCCCGAAGUCCGGAAAUCCAAGAAGGAAAUGGCAACCAAAGUUGAUGCUGGCUCCAAGUGGUACAACCUUCCGAAGACGAAUCUCACUCCAGAGUUGAAGAGGGACCUCCAACUGCUCCGAAUGCGAGACGUGCUCGACCCCAAGAGACAUUACAAGAAGGACACUUCAAGGGCGCUGCCUGAAUUCUCGCAGGUGGGGACUAUCGUCGAGGGACCGACCGACUUCUACAAUUCCAGGAUGACCAAGAAAGAACGCAAGCGCACCAUGUUGGAAGAGGUUCUCGACACCGAAGAUACCACCAGAAGGUUCAAGAGCAAGUAUGGCGAGAUCCAGUCGGCCAAGACGAGCGGAAAGAAGGGCCACUACAAGAAGAUGAUGCAGAAGAAAUACGGCAAGAGCUACCGCCAAGGAUGA
Messenger RNA from Anthostomella pinea, 654 nucleotides. NCBI's taxonomy places the organism in Eukaryota, Fungi, Ascomycota, Sordariomycetes, Xylariales, Xylariaceae. The record is from the annotation of a GenBank genome assembly.